CUAUUAUUUUUCGUAUGAAAUUAAUUUUUUACAUUAUAGUUUAAUACAAUAUAGGAACAAUAUUUUAUUAAAUUAAUGGAUUAUGAAUUAAACAUUACCAUAAUAUUUAAUUGUUGAUAUGACUUUUAAAUAAAAUAAUACACCAUAAAUAUUAGUUUAAUAAAUUAUUGAAAUAGUGAUCAAAAUAUUUUAUUAGAUAAUAAAUAGUUAAUGAACAUAAGAUUAGAAAAUAUUAUUCAAUAAUGGUGUAUAAUGUAAUAGCAGCUAUAUCAAAAAAUGGUGGCAUUGGAUAUAAAGGUGAUUUGCCUUGGCGUUUGAAAAAUGAAAUGAAUUAUUUUAAUAAAAUGACUACUCAAGUAAAAUCAACAGAUAAAAAAAAUGCUGUUAUAAUGGGUCGCCUUACUUGGCAAUCAAUACCUGAUAAAUUCAGACCUUUAAAAGACCGUUUGAAUGUAGUCAUCUCUAAAACUUUACAUUCUGUACCUGAAGGAGUACUUUUGUAUCCAGAAUUGUAUAAAGCUGUUGAAGACCUUAGCUUAAAAGAAAAUAUUGAAAAAAUUUGGGUAAUUGGAGGAUCCUUUUUAUAUAAUGAAGCAAUAAAAGAUGAAAAUUGUAAAAAUUUGUAUAUUACAAAAAUUGAUCAAGAAUUCACUUGUGAUACCUUCUUUCCUACUAUUGAUCCAAAGUUAUUCAUUGAAAUAGAUGAUCCUGAGGUAUCUAAAGGAAAUAUGAAUGAAAACGGGAUUACUUAUGAAUUUAAAGUAUAUAAAAGAAAAUGAUGCUCAAUUUAAAUUUAAGUAAAUAAUUUAUUUAUCAUUCUUUAAUUUAUGUUUGUAUAUAUAUAUAAAAUUUUUAUAAUUUUUUUCUUUUUAUUAAAAUUUUAAUAAUUAAUUCCAAAUAGAUAUUUUUUUGUUUAUAUGUUUAUUUUUUAUAUAAUGGAUCAUUAUUUCUAUGAAUUUUUUUUUAAGAAUAUUUAGCAAUGUGAAUAUAAAUUAAAAAAU
Messenger RNA from Daktulosphaira vitifoliae (grape phylloxera), 1001 nucleotides. It is a transcript of the gene Dhfr, whose product is annotated as dihydrofolate reductase. The transcript is spliced from 2 exons. Bases 243 to 779 code for a protein of 178 amino acids. Gene Ontology annotation, cellular component: mitochondrion. The record is from RefSeq and is a predicted model, not a curated record. Lineage: Eukaryota; Metazoa; Arthropoda; Insecta; Hemiptera; Phylloxeridae. Gene Ontology annotation, molecular function: NADP binding; dihydrofolate reductase activity. Gene Ontology annotation, biological process: folic acid metabolic process; glycine biosynthetic process; tetrahydrofolate biosynthetic process.